AAAUCGAAAUGGGGACAAAACCGUAAAUUCGACUGAAAGAUAAUUGAGGAGUCGCUGCCAAAGGCCUUGCUUUGCUUGCUGGAACACUCUUGUAUAAUCUCCCCAGUCCAUAGUUCGCCGCCGUGCGCUUCUUGUUUCAGCAGAUAUUAUCUCCUCUUACAUUACAUUACAGCCAUUCCCUUUGCUAAUUUUCUUUACCUCUAAAAUAUAUAUAUAUAUAAAUAAAUAUCCCCAAAACCUAAACAAAAAUUAAAAAAAGGUUCAGACUUCACUUCACACAGAGAAAAUGGCUCACACUUGCUCAGCCUCGUCUCUCAGAUUCAACUCUCUAAUCUUCUCCCCUAACCCUAACCCUAGCUCUGUCUCCGAUUCUCACAGUCUCUCUCUCCAUCCCUCUCGUUCCAGGAAAUUAGGAAAGUUAGUUGGUUAUAAGAAGAACCUCCAGAGUUCUCCCGUGAGAGCCAUGUAUUCUGAGAAGUUUUGGGCACCAGAGAGGAGUUCUCAACAGGGGAUUUGGUCCAUAAGGGAUGACUUGCAAGUCCCAUCUUCUGCAUACUUCCCUGCAUAUGCGCAAGGCCAAGGGCCACCCCCAAUGGUACAAGAGCGCUUCCAGAGUGUUAUAAGUCAGCUUUUUCAGCAUAGAAUAAUACGUUGUGGUGGAGCUGUUGAUGAUGACAUGGCGAACAUAAUAGUUGCUCAACUUCUGUAUCUUGAUGCCGUUGACCCCAACAAGGACAUUCUCAUGUAUGUGAAUUCUCCUGGAGGUUCAGUUACUGCUGGUAUGGCUGUAUUUGACACAAUGAGGCAUAUCCGACCUGAUGUCUCCACUGUUUGUGUUGGACUAGCAGCAAGUAUGGGAGCUUUUUUGCUUAGUGCUGGGACCAAAGGAAAAAGAUACAGUUUGCCAAACUCAAGGAUAAUGAUCCAUCAGCCUCUCGGUGGAGCACAAGGUGGCCAAACAGAUAUAGAUAUUCAGGCAAAUGAAAUGCUGCAUCAUAAAGCUAACCUUAAUGGGUAUCUCGCCUACCACACUGGUCAAAGUCUUGACAGGAUCAAUCAGGAUACUGACCGAGAUUUCUUCAUGAGUGCAAAAGAAGCCAAAGAAUAUGGGCUUAUAGAUGGUAUCAUUAUCAAUCCUCUCAAAGCUCUUCAGCCACUGGCAGCAAUGGCAGAGGCCGAGACUAAAGUUGAGUCUGGUGUGUAAAUUUCUAUUGGGUGACUGCUGUAGUGGAGGACAUGGCUUUAUAGAAGAGUUAAAUGAAGGAUGAUCUUUUCGGUGUGCCUGAGUUCAUAUUAGUUCACGAUGCUGAUUUUCUUUGUAGCAGAGAAUUAAGAACCUUGAAUUUUGCUGCUGUUUACCCCUGAACUAAAAGCUUGAGAAAUAUAUCAAAUUCUAGAUAUGUAAUUUGCCUUUAAGAAGAUAAUCUCUCCGACAAUUCAUAUUGUUUUCUUCUUUAUAAUAAAUCAUAUCUUCGAUUCUACA
Messenger RNA from Quercus robur (English oak), 1483 nucleotides. Its product is annotated as ATP-dependent Clp protease proteolytic subunit 5, chloroplastic. Lineage: Eukaryota; Viridiplantae; Streptophyta; Magnoliopsida; Fagales; Fagaceae. Bases 287 to 1204 code for a protein of 305 amino acids. Gene Ontology annotation, molecular function: ATP-dependent peptidase activity; serine-type endopeptidase activity; ATPase binding. Gene Ontology annotation, biological process: protein quality control for misfolded or incompletely synthesized proteins. The transcript is spliced from 9 exons. The record is from RefSeq and is a predicted model, not a curated record. Gene Ontology annotation, cellular component: endopeptidase Clp complex.